Molecule: messenger RNA, 5101 nt
Organism: Condylura cristata (star-nosed mole)
Lineage: Eukaryota; Metazoa; Chordata; Mammalia; Eulipotyphla; Talpidae
Gene: CEP85L
Product: centrosomal protein 85kDa-like
Exons: 13
Coding region: 350-2770 (806 amino acids)
Cellular component (GO): centrosome
Source: RefSeq, a predicted model, not a curated record
AGGGGGCGGAGAGAAGCCGCCGCAGCUGCAACUUCGCCUGGAGCCUCAGAGCCGGGGCUCAGCCCGAGACCCAACCGCCGUCAGCGCGGAGCCGCCGCUUUCCCGGCCCUGGCCUCAGCCCAGCGGGCUUGGCCAUGGCAGCCGCCGCCUCCGCCGCCGUCGCAGCGGCGAGUCUGGUUCCUGCGCUCUCCGCCCGCCGCUGAGCAGCCGUUAGCCCACCGCCCGCGCGCCCGCGCCACCUCGGCCCAGGAUCCGCGCAAGUUUCCGCGGCCAGAGAAGCAGGAGAAGGCGGGGGACGACGGACGUGGGGAGCCAGACGCCCCCGGCCCACCCGGCCUUCCUGCUCGCGAUGUGGGGGCGCUUCCUGGCCCCCGAGGCCGGCAGCCGGGACAGCCCCGGUGGGGCCCGCAGCUUCCCGGAGGGCCCAGAUUAUUCUAUAUCAACAUGGUUACCUGGUAAUGAAUCAUUGUGGCAGGCCACAACUGUUACAUCCAAUCAUCGAAAUAUCAGGAGACAUAGUAUAGCUUCUGACAGUGGAGACACUGGCAUUGGAACUUCCUGUUCUGACAGUGUGGAAGAUCAUUCAACAUCAAGUGGCACUUUAUCUUUCAAGCCUAGUCGAUCAUUGAUUACUCUUCCUACUGCUCAUGUCAUGCCGUCCAACUCCAGCGCUUCAGUUUCCAAACACAGGGAAGCACUGACAUCAGAUGGGUCAAAAUGGAGUACAAGCCUCAUGCAAACCUUGGGGAACCACAAUAGGGGGGAGCAGGACUCACCAUUAGACAUGAAGGACUUACGGCCUCUCCGGAAAUGGUCAUCUUUAUCCAAACUCAGUGCCCCAGGUAACUGUAGCCAGGGUGGCAUUGUGCACACAGAAGAGUCAAGGAGUGGUUUGGAAAAGAUAGAGAGAGGCAAGACUUUACCAUCACAACGGAGAACAGUUGGGUCUAGCUGCUUACAUGAUAGUAUGGAGAUGCUUAAGCUUGAGGACAAGGAACUAAGUAAAAAACGGUCAUCAAUACUGGACUACAAAUACAAAUUUGAGAGCUAUAACAAAGAGGACUUUAGAACUUGUUCCUCCAAUCUUAGAAGACAGACUGUAGACAUGACAUACAGUGCCUUACCUGAAAGCAAGCCCAGUAUGACAAACUCAGAGACUUUAGAACUUCCGAAAUAUUUAAUGCUUGGUCAGCAGGCAGUCAGUGGAGUUCCCAUUCAGCCUUCUGUGAGGACACAGAUGUGGCUUACAGAGCAGUUGCGGACAAAUCCUUUGGAAAGCAGAACGACAGAUGACACUUUCAGUUUAGCUCCUUGGCAGCAGCAGCAGCAAAUUGAAGAGUUUCGACAAGAAAGUGAAACACCAGUUCAGGUUUUGACUGGAUCAUCUCGUCAAAGUUACUCACCUUCUGGCUAUCAGGACUUCAGUAAGUGGGAAUCAAUGCUGAAAAUAAAAGAAGGACUACUGAGGCAGAAAGAAAUUGUAAUUGAUCGACAGAAGCAACAAAUUACCCACCUACAUGAAAGGAUAAGGGAUAAUGAAUUACGGGCACAACAUGCAAUGUUAGGCCAUUAUGUCAAUUGUGAGGAUGCUUAUGUGACUAGCUUGCAGCCACAGUUUGAGAACACUUCACUACAGGCUUCAUUUUCAGAUCAGUCAGUAUCCCAUUCCCAGCAAGAGGAACUUGAGCAAAAGCUUGUGUCUACUGAGAAGGAGGUGUUACAGCUCAAUCAAUUUCUCAAACAAAGAAUAAAUCAAUUUGGUGAAGAAAAGAAGAAGCUGGAGGAAAAGCUUAAAACCAGAGAUAGAUAUAUCAGUAGCCUAAAAAAGAAAUGCCAGAAAGAAGCUGAACAAAACAAAGAAAAGCAGAGAAGAAUUGAGACCUUGGAAAAGUAUCUGGCUGAUCUGCCAACGCUGGACGAUGUACAGAGUCAGAGUCUACAGCUGCAGGUUCUAGAAGAAAAAAAUAAGAAUUUGCAAGAAACGUUGACAGAUACGGAAAAAAAACUUGAGGAGAUCAAAAAACAGUGUAAAGAGAAAGAGGCUCAGUUAAUAUGCCAGAAAAAGAAAGAAAAGGAAUUGGUAACUACAGUUCAGAGUUUGCAACAGAAAGUAGAAAGAUGCCUUGAAGAUGGAAUCCGCCUUCCCAUGUUAGAUGCAAAACAGCUUCAGAAUGAAAACGAUAAUCUGAGAGAACAGAAUGUGAAAGCUAGUAAGAUAAUAGACAGCCAACAAGACGAGAUUGACAGAAUGGUUUUAGAAAUUCAGUCUAUGCAAGGGAAACUUUCUAAAGAAAAAUCAACCACUCAAAAGAUGAUGGAAGAUCUGGAAAAGAAAGAAAGAAAUCUACAAAGGUUAACAAAAACAUUGCUGGAUAACCAAAGACAGGCUGAAGAAACAUGCUCUUUGUCGGAUCAUGGCCAGGAAACAGACCAACCCAGCCAGCAGGCAUUUCUUUCUAAGCGGCCUCUAUUUGAUUUGAGUGUGAUUGAUCAGCUGUUCAAGGAAAUGUCCUAUUGUUUGUUUGACUUGAAAGCAUUAUGCAGUAUUCUUAAUCAGCGUGCUCAGGGCAAGGAGCCUAAUCUUUCAUUACUACUGGGAAUCAGAUCAAUGAAUUGUUCAGCUGAAGAGACUGAAAAUGACCAUAGCCCAGAAACACUCACUAAAAAACUGUCAGAUGUAUGCCAGUUGCGAAGGGACAUUGAUGAAUUAAGAACUACAAUAUCGGACCGCUACGCUCAGGACAUGGGGGACAACUGCAUUACCCAGUGACCAAGUGUUGGUUCUACAGCAAUAAUGACCUGUUGUUAAAUGCUGCUGUGUUCACAGUUCUCAUGUUUCCUUUUAGUAGCCAUAAUUGCAAGUGGCAAGUAGCAUACAACUUGCACUUUUUUUUUCCACCCCUAUGGAUUUAUUUUGGGGGGAUGGAGAUAAGGAUAGGGUAAAGGGUAUGGGAAUGUGAGGAUGUUUCUAAGGGACUUACCUAAUCAGGCCAAAAAUUGAAUUGCCGUGUGAAAGAUCUGAUGAAACCUGUAAGAAAAAAGAUUUAUAUUCUCAAACUACUACUGAGUAUAGGACCAAACUGUGAAGAGUGCCCUUCAGAUAAAGGGGUAGGAUUUUUUCUUUUAAUCCUGUAGCUGUGUGUGUGUGUGUUUGUGUGUUCACAAAUUAUAAGCAUUUCUAGGGUCAGAGCUUUGAUGAAGACACACAAUAUUUAUUCUUGUAUUUCUUUUCUUUCAUGUAGAAGCUUGUGUUGUACUUUGGGGUUUUCAAGGGCUGGCUGAACAAGAGUUCCAGCAGCAGCAGGCAAGUGUUCUAAUAGUGGGAAAACCAUUUGUAGUUUGAAUAAUCACUGUGUUGAGAUGAUGAGGUUGUGGGGUUGGUUUGAUUUUAGGACUGUAGAUAGGUCGGCUGUUUUUCCAGAGUGAUUGUGGUUGACUUAGAGGUAUGAAGUUUUGAUGUGAUGAUCUUUUAUGAGCAUUGUAAUUUAUAUACUAUAAAGCAUUUUAACACAAUUUGAACUAAUUUUGAUAUGUCCCUUAUUAUUUGCAUUUUUUAAUUUAUAAUAGGCAAAGCCAUAUAUAAUCACUAAACUUCUAAGGGUUGAGAUUAUUAUUGUAAAAAAAAGAUUAACAAAAUGACUCUGGAACAAUAGCUUAUUUAUCCAAAUCUCAAAUGUUUACAUUUUAAUAAUUUUUUAUCUGUUUUAAAUUCGAAAUUACUUUAAGAAAAAGCCAACCACUAUAUUCUUUAUAUCUGAAUUAUCACUAGCGUAAAACAAAAUAUAAACCUGGGUAAUAUUUCCAUUCUUUUAUUAGGUAAAGUACAUUCAAAAAAGGAUUUUUCAUAGAAUAUAAACUUAGCAAACAAUUCUUCUGGAGUGCAGGACAGCACUGUGAUUUUUUUUUUUUUUUAAAUAGAGAUAAUCAUUUAAACUUUUAGAUGAGUAUUUCCCUGUUUUAGUUAGCAUUUUGGAAGGACUAUAUGAUUAUUUCCAUUGUCCAUUAUAAGCUGGUUCGAUCACUUGACCAACCAGAUCUCACUAAGUCCAGGCUAAAUAAAAAGGCUGAAGGAGUAAGGGGUGUAAAUCAAACAGGAUAAGACUACUUUGAUCAAGAACAGAUAGUAUGUCUGGUUUCUUGCCAGGCUUAUAUACUGGAUAAAGGAUGCUCCCAGAAAAUAUUUUUCCUGAUUAUCUUCAGCAGUGAAAACACAUGAGAUAAGAUUUAAAAGGAAAAUGUCCAGGGAGAAAUAUUUGAGUUCAAAAUUUGGCUCAUAUCCAGAUCUCAGUAAGUUAUCUUAUGUCUCAGUAGUUUGUUACAAUACACUGUUAGGGGCAUCAGACUUCUCAGUACCUGAGUUCUCCCAGCUUUUCUUACCUCUUAGGAUCUGAGCACUGUGAAAUCAGUGCAUUGUAGUCAUUCUGCAUCCCAAGUCCCCUAAGCUAAUGAGGAAGGCCUGAGCCACUGGUAAGAACUCAGCUUCCUAAUGUGUUCAUUUGCUUUUCAAUACUGAUGGUUUGAAGACAAUCAGGGAAUAAUAAAUUUGUACCAAAAAUCUGAUGCAGGAAACCUGCUUUGUAAAAUUUAAUAUCCAUAAAGUAGUCCUUUCUAGUAAAAUAGAUACUAGAAUUUAAAACAGAUAAAACCACAAGUGCAACACAGAUUUUACGUUCUUUUUUAUUAGACUCUUCUCCCUCUAUCCUCAAUCUCCACAAUUUUGCAAGUAGAGGCACAGUAAAACAAUGAAAAAAGAAUCACUAAUUUGGGCCACUAAAAUCUUAAAUUUGAUUGUUUUAAAGAAACAUUAGGUCAUUUAUUUUAACAUACUGUAAUAUACUUGUUUUCUGUUGUCGUGGUUUGAAAUCAUUUUCUGUUUUUUAAAAUAAGUUAGUUUUACAAAAGUUAAUAGAAUUUGACUUAACUCAUAGAUCUUGUAAAAAAAAUUAUUUUACUUAGCAGGAAAAAAGUUGCUGAUGUAUUUUAGUUUCCAAAAUGUGUGCUCCCUCCAAAAAGAACAUGUAAGAUGUGGUUUUCAAGGUAUAUUUUUGAAUUACAAAAUGUAAUCUCUUGGAGUCUGGAGUUUAUGACGGGACCUAGAAAA